Galdieria sulphuraria is the source of this 2753-nucleotide messenger RNA. RefSeq names its product psbB mRNA maturation factor Mbb1 (plastid). Bases 11 to 2524 code for a protein of 837 amino acids. Gene Ontology annotation, biological process: mRNA processing. The transcript has a single exon. The record is from RefSeq and is a predicted model, not a curated record. Gene Ontology annotation, molecular function: protein binding; mRNA binding. Lineage: Eukaryota; Rhodophyta; Bangiophyceae; Galdieriales; Galdieriaceae.
AUCUGUUACUAUGGCUUCGGUUUCAUUACAAGCUUUUUUGAAUAGCCAAAGUUGGAACACUUGUCCUUCUUGUAGAAAAAUACAGAAUAUAAGAAGAGUUUCUGUGGAUAAAAGUGUAUCUUUCCCUCUCUGCUAUUAUGGAAAUAGGAGGAAAUCGUUUUCUCUGGAAUACCUCACUUGUUCCUCGAUUAACAGUGAACAUGAUGCCAACCAUAAGGAACAAUCUAUGGUGAACCAUUGUCAAUAUAUUGGAAGCAAAAGAUUGAUAAAGAAAUUAGUUCGUGAGCGUUUUCAAGCUGCAAAGAAGGCGGAAGGCAAUGGAAACUGGAAACUGGCAAGAAAAUUAUUAACGCAGUGUUUGGAGUUAGAUUUGACAGAUGCCCACUCAUGGCUUGCUCUUGCAAAGUUAAUGAUGAAGCAGUGUUUUGGCGUAGAAGAAAUACGUCGUUUUUUGAACGAGGCUAUCGAACGUUGUCCUGAAAAUGUCCGACUAUUGCAUGCCUAUGCUGUCUUUGAAUACAAAGCAGGCUUUCCCGAUACAGCUCGACAACUAUUUCAAAAGGGUUUAUCUAUUGAAAUGGAUAAUGGAUAUAUUUAUCAAGCCUGGGGUUUGAUGGAACAGAGGUUAGGAAACAUUGAAAGAGCAAGAGAGUUGUUUCAUGAGUGUUUACAGAUGGACGCUAAUUUGGAAGUUUUCAUAGCCUUGGGAAUGUUGGAAGCAAAAUGUGGAAAUAUUCAGCAGUCUAGAGAUGUCUUUGAAAUGGCACUAAAGAAAUUAAAUACUUUUCCACCUCAAGAAAAGAUAAAACGAAGAGCAAGUUGGAAUGCCAAGGCUGGACUAUAUAGAGCAUGGGCCAAUGUAGAAGAAAGUUUUGGAAAUAUAUCUUUGGCAAUGGAACUUUUAUCCAAAGCUGUAUCAGAGUGUCCAGUAGAGUCCGAAACAUACUUUGCUUUGGCAAAACUGGAGUAUAAAUGUAAAAAUUGGUUGAAUGCUCGGAGGUGGAUACAACUUGCAGAGACCGUUGGAGGUCCUAUCAAUGUUGCUAUUUACAGUUUUUGGGCAAUCUUAGAGGAGAAAUUGAAUCAUGUUGAUAUUGCUAGGCAAUUACUGGAGAAAGCAUCCCGUAUAUAUGUAGCAGACUGUAGUAUUGUGCAGACAUGGGCUACAUUGGAACAAAGGGCAGGAAACUUGAACAAAGCAAGAGAACUAUUCCAAAAAAGUAUUGAUAUUCGGCCAAAUGCUCCUGCUUUUGUAGCUUGGGCUCUCAUGGAAGAGCAAGAGGCAAACUUUGAAGCAGCUCGUAUGUUGUUUCAACGAGCUCUACUUGUUGAUACCUUGCAUAGUCCUACUUAUAAUGCAUAUGCUCUAUAUGAAGCUAGACAAGGGAAUCUGCAGGCAGCUCGUGCCAUAUUAGAAGAUGGCAUGCGGAAAGUCUGUUCUCCUUGUAUAUUGCAUGGAUAUGCACAAUUGGAACUAAAAUAUUGCAAUGAUAUCUCCAAAGCUAAACAAUUGCUAUUGGAAGGAACCAAAUGUGCUUAUGAAGAUAAUUCAUUUGUAUGGCAUUCGUUGGGUUAUUUGGAACUGUUGCAAAGGAAUUAUAAGGAGGCCAUUCAUAGUUUCGAACAAGGUAUUUCACGCUAUCCACGAAAUUCGCUGUUAUACCUAGGUCUUGCCUUAUGUUAUGUAGCAAUAUUGAAGGAACCUGAUUGGGUUGCAAAAAGCAACCAAGCAGGAACACAGUUGCCAUUCUCGAUAAGAAGAAAUUUUGAGGAAGCUAUCCAAUGUGAUCCUUUUCAUGCUCAUGCAUGGCAGGCAUGGGGUGUCUUUGAACUUUCUCAAGGGAGAUACGAAGUAGCGCGAGAUUUGCUAAAGAGAGGAAUACAGAAUUGUUCAACACAUGUAGCAUUGUGGCAAGCUCUAGGUUUAUUGGAGGCGCAGAGUGGAAACAUGCAUAGAGCUAGGGAAAUAUUUAAACGAGGCUCUCUUCUACCCUUCAGUUAUUCUCAUGUAAGAUUAUAUCAUACGUGGGCAUGUUGCGAACUUCGAGCAGGCGCUGUAGAGCAAGCGCGAAGGUUAUUGGAGGAAGCUUUGAAAUGUGAUAAUACACAUGGCCCUGUUUGGAACGUAUAUGGUAUGCUUGAAGAACAUCAUGGCUCGAUUAUUCGAGCAAAAGAAUUAUUUAAAGAGGGUAUUCAACAAGCUCCUAAGCAUGUACACCUUUAUAUUUCUUAUGCGUUGUUUGAAUUUCGCCAAGGAAACGAGGCCAAGGCAAACGAACUCUUUCAUCUCGCAUUUCAAAUAGAUCCUCAUCAUUCUUAUUUGAAGGAGAUAUAUUCCAAAUUCAAUGAAAUGUUUUUAUUGAAUAGGAAAAAAUAUCAUUCUUCUGGUGUUGAAAUGCAGAAGAGGCACAGUCGGACAAUAUCUCAUGUAAACUUUUCUUGGUUCGAUAUGGAUUUGCUUUCGGAACUUGAAAGUUCCACUUUGGCGAUGGAUGCUUGUGCAACUCUUAGAGUUCAGUCCUAAGUCAAAAGUUCUGUAUUUUAUCGAUUAUUAUUUUUGCGAAGGAUCUUUUUGGUCAUUACCGAAUAUAAGCGUUUUCAACUUUUAAACUUGUAUUAUUCUCUUUGUAAAUUUGUAAUCAGAGAGAUGACGCAUUGAAAUAACUUGUAGUUUGGAAAGAAUAAAUCGUUUAGCAUCUGUAGUCUCAAAGUAACAAACAAAUUUUGAUGAAGAUAAAAAGCAAUUCAAGUUC